Molecule: messenger RNA, 1785 nt
Organism: Drosophila ficusphila
Lineage: Eukaryota; Metazoa; Arthropoda; Insecta; Diptera; Drosophilidae
Exons: 5
Coding region: 1-1713 (570 amino acids)
Source: RefSeq, a predicted model, not a curated record
AUGAGUGCAACCACACGUACUGGAUUAGUUCCCACGCCCAAGAGGCAUGUAAAGUAUCUAAAAAAGCGCAGAAAUCAGCAUGGGGAAUUCUCGCGAAUGCCGCUCAAGUUCGAGGCCACGCCCAUGCCGCUUUCGCUGCGCCCCUUCGGAGGACUCUUCAACCCCUUCGCCAAGGGCUGCUCGGUGCUCUGCAACCAUCCGGCUCCAUCGGGGGUCAAGGAGGUGAUUAACCAGCUGAAGACAUCGCUGGCCAUCGAGGGCAAAGGUCAGCAGCAUGGGAGGCAGGAAAAAGGCACCGAGGAGACGGAACUCCAACCGCACGAGGCGGACAAUAUUCCGGAGGAUCUGUUCCGGCGAUAUGCGGAAACGGAUUCGCGUCCCAUGACCCCAACGCCCACGGUAACCAGUAUCCACACCAGAACCAGUGCGGGAUCCUUCUACCGACGAUGCAUAACUCCUGAGUGGGGAAAACACGAGAACAUCAAGCGGAAGAAAAUCAUAUUGGAUCUCCGGCGGUCGCAUUCCCAGGAGACGCUCUACUGGAAGCCCAGCUCCGAGUUGACCCAAAGCGGCUUGGAGGAGGACAAGAAGCCCAAGAGUGCCGGCGCCAACGAGGACAAGAAGCCGAAGAGGCAGCCCUCCAACGAGCAGAGGCCCAAAUCCUCGCUGGCCACCGCCAAUCUGUCGCCAGGAGGAGAUGCCCCCAAUGAUCUGGAGGCCAAGCCGAAAACCUGCAUAAAUGAACACGAAAUCAGUGACGAGGAUGUGCGCCGUGGCAAAAAACGCAAGAAGUUGAAGCCAGCUCAAGCCACCACCACCUUCCACCUCAGUGAAGAUCCGGAGACUCAAGUGGCUGCCUUGGGACCCGAUUCACUAAAUCCCAGUACCAGGCCAAGUUUAAUACCCAAUUCACUUACUUUGCUGCCCAAGGAUAAAAGGGAGACUGAACGAGAACCGAUCCUUUUGAAGGGAAGUUUUUUAACAGAUGAUGCCUUUCAGGCACUGAAAACCGACUUGGAUGUGGAUUUAAUUGAGAAUACUUUUGGGAGAUAUCUCAACCGAGCUCUUAGAGAAGCCAUCAAGUACAUGCCACCAAAACCCAAAAUCGUGCCGAAAGCCACCGAAGAUAAAGUUCCCCCCGAAACAACUUCCAAGAUGCCGCGAAAGUUCUCAAAAUCCGCAACUAGAUUCGAUGUUCCCAUGGAUCUUUCCAUGCUGAAAAACAUGACGCCGUGGGAUUAUUUGAGCAAGUGCGUCUGGGUUUCGCAGCAGCGUAAGCAGCUUUACAAGCGAGUGUUUCUGAAGUAUUUGAGCAGAAUCGAGGAACCGGAAAGUGAACUGGCGGUCAUGGGAAAUGAUGAGCUGCCGGAAUAUAAAUACAGGGAACGAACCCUUGUGUGGCAGAGUCUACCACAAGCGCUGGAGGAUGUCCUCGAGUUCCAUGGCACGGAGGAGAAUGUGCAGGGCACUCUCAGGAUGCUGGGAUACGAUCCCCAGGGAUCCGGAGACCUGGACUUUCGCGCCUGGUGCGGCAUCGUCUCCUUCGCUGAAAGAUUAGCACUUGCUGAUGAUUCCGGAUCGGAUGAUUCGUGCGACGAGUUGGAAAAGGCCGACUUUAACAGCAUGGAGCAAAUACUGCCGGACUUUGCGGUGCCCGACAAGCUAAAGGAAAUUUUCAAUGUAAUUCGCAAAACGCAUAAAACUAGGUAUUAAUUAAAUCAUAUCACUUAAAUUACGACUUGGAAUAACAAGUAAUAAUAAAUAUGAGUAAAUAACGUUUGCACC